Xyrauchen texanus (razorback sucker) is the source of this 1381-nucleotide messenger RNA. RefSeq names its product butyrophilin-like protein 2. Gene Ontology annotation, cellular component: external side of plasma membrane. NCBI's taxonomy places the organism in Eukaryota, Metazoa, Chordata, Actinopteri, Cypriniformes, Catostomidae. Gene Ontology annotation, biological process: negative regulation of T cell proliferation; T cell costimulation; immune response. The transcript has 6 exons. The coding region runs from base 179 to 1381 and encodes 400 amino acids. The record is from RefSeq and is a predicted model, not a curated record.
GCUAGCUGUGAAGGUAAUACUUGAUGGCUCUGGUAAUGUUUAAUCUGAUUAUAUUACCUGACUCGCCCCAGUGUUUUCUUCAUGAAAAGGAAAGUGAAUCUCUGUAUAGACACCUCAUGAGCAUUUGUACGAUUUACAUUAGAGAUGACAAUUGUUUCAUCUGAAUUUUUAUAUUAAGAUGUACCUACAUAAAUUGAUUAUUAUCUCACUUCUGCUGGUGAACUCUGAUGGCUUUCAGGUGCAAGGUCCCUCUGGUCCUCUAGUGGUUCCUCUGGGAGGUUCAGUGGUUUUGGCCUGUUUUGUCGACAAACCCUUACCAAUGGAGGGUCUGGAGGUGGAUUGGAGAAGAUCAGACACAGAGACUCUGAUUCAUCUGUAUCAAGAUGGUGAGAGUCGACCAGAGGUGCAGCAGCAGGAUUAUCAUGAUAGAGCUCAUUUCUUUACUGACGAGAUUCAACAUGGAAACUUCUCCCUCCUGUUGAUCAAUGUGACAGCUGAAGAUGAGGGAGAAUACAGAUGUAAAGUUUUCAGUGGGCAGGAUUCUGGUGCAACUGAGGUCGAAAUAAAACAUGUUGAGCGUUUGAUAGUCUCGGGAUCAGAUCACUCCAUAUCUGCGUAUGCGGGUGAAGACGUCACUCUGAACUGCUCUGUGGACUCUCACAUCACACCUGAAGAGAUUGAAGAGCUUUCAUGGAAGAAAACAGAUAAAGAUGGAGAUAUUCUGGUUCUGCUCUACCAAAAUAAUAAACCUUUACCCGAAUCAUCACAUGAGCAAUACAGAGACAGAGUUGAGUUCUUCACUGAUGAAAUCUCCAAAGGAAACUUCUCUCUCAGACUGAAGAGUGUCAGAACUGAAGAUAAAGGAGUUUAUAUGUGUCAAGUGUUUGCUGGAGGAGUUUCAGCCGACACAACUGUAGAACUGGAACAACUGGGUUUGUCUGUUUUACACAUAAUGGUGUUGAUUCUCUGUAUCACUGCUGCUGGAGCUGCACUUGUGCUCUGUUUAAUCUACUUCACAUCACAGAAAAAAGGGUUCAUUGUGAAAUAUGGUACUUAUCAUUUUCCGGGACGUCCAGUGGUUCUGCCCUGUUUCAUUGAUCCUCAUUUACUGAAGAAAGAUCUGAAGGUGGAAUGGAGAAGAUCAGGAGAUAAAUCAGAUUUAGUUUGUCAGUAUCCAGAUAAUAAGAGUCGACCAGAGGACCAGCAGCAGGAUUAUCAUGAUAGAGCUCAUUUCUUUACUGACCAGAUUCAACAUGGAAACUUCUCCCUCCUGUUGAACAAUGUGACAGCUGAAGAUGAGGGAGAAUACAGAUGCACCGGUUACAGCAAAUGGGGUUCUGUGUUUUCAGGCAGUGCAACGUUAAAAUACAUAAAGAUCUAG